Aaosphaeria arxii CBS 175.79 is the source of this 709-nucleotide messenger RNA. RefSeq lists its product as uncharacterized. The transcript has a single exon. The coding region runs from base 63 to 551 and encodes 162 amino acids. NCBI's taxonomy places the organism in Eukaryota, Fungi, Ascomycota, Dothideomycetes, Pleosporales. The record is from RefSeq and is a predicted model, not a curated record.
CACCAACUACAUAACCAUCUGGCCGCCAGAUACGGCGCGCACAAAACCCACUUUCGGAUGCCAUGAGAGGCGGAAAGAGAACAAGAUCAUUGCCCACAAGAAGACCAAUACUCCAAAAGAAGAACAUUAGCCAAAAGAAGAACAUUACUCAAAAGAAAAACAUUACCCAAAAGAAGAACAUUACCCAAAAGAGUCACCUCACACCCGCAUGUUUAGUCGUCAACGACCUCAAAAACCUACCAUAUACCCGCCUUUCGCUGCUUCCCGCGGUCGAAAGAGUGAGACUCUAUAUAGCAAAACAUCAAAUACCAAUUUUUUUUUUUAGAUUCUGCGCUUUGAAAUUCGUCCCUGACGUGCGUUAUGCCAAUGUCAUCGACUGUGAAAUCAUAUACACGAACAACCCCCCUUACAUCUCCGUCCCCGUAAAUUUCCCCCAAGUACUCCGUACACACAACGCACCAAAACACCCGCACGAAAAAACUCCCCAUCCCUCCUCCUUCGCUCUCGCUCUCGCUCUCUCCCCCUUCAACGCCGAACGCCGAAGCCCUUAGAAAUGCGAACAGACGUCACGUCCAAAGAUUGGGGAAAAAAAGGUUCCUGACGUCUGGAAUACGGUCCCAAAGCAGUCUAGCUACGCACGCGCGCGCGGGUUGUCAUUGAAUUAGCGGCGGCGAUCGGGGGGUGUCAAAGGGUCUGGGUCUGGGCUAGG